Molecule: messenger RNA, 2718 nt
Organism: Eruca vesicaria subsp. sativa (arugula)
Lineage: Eukaryota; Viridiplantae; Streptophyta; Magnoliopsida; Brassicales; Brassicaceae
Source: the annotation of a GenBank genome assembly
ACAUCUUUGGUGAAACUUCCUUCCUCAAUUGGGAAUCUUAAAUUGUCUCAACUGGAUCUUACUAACUGCUCAUCGUUGGUGGCACUUCCUUCCUCAAUUGGGAAUCUCACUGCAAUGUAUGAAUUGGUGCUUACGGGAUGCACAUCUUUGGUGAAACUUCCUUCCUCAAUUGGGAGUCUUAAAUUGUCUCAACUGGAUCUUACUAACUGCUCAUCGUUGGUGGCACUUCCUCCCUCAAUUGGGAAUCUCACUGCAAUGCAUAAAUUGUUGCUUACUGGAUGCACAUCUUUGGUGAAACUUCCUUCCUCAAUUGGGAAUCUUAAAUUGUCUCAACUGGAUCUUACUAACUGCUCAUCGUUGGUGGCACUUCCUUCCUCAAUUGGGAAUCUCUUUGCAAUGCAUAAAUUGUUGCUUACUGGAUGCACAUCUUUGGUAAAACUUCCUUCUUCAAUUGGGAAUCUUAGCAGACUGGGUUCAUUGAAUCUUUCGGGAUGCACAUCUUUGGUGACACUUCCUUCCUCAAUUGGGAAUCUCAGCAGACUGGGUUCAUUGAAUCUUUCGGGAUGCACAUCUUUGGUGACACUUCCUUCCUCAAUUGGAAAUCUCAGUAAACUGUAUGAACUGGACAUGUCGAAAUGCUCAAACCUUAAGUUUCUGCCAGCUGAUGUCGACUUGGAAUCUCUUAAACUCCUCAAUCUUAAUGGAUGUUCAAAGUUGAGAACGUUUCCUUGUAUAUCAAGGAACAUCACACGGCUUUACCUAGAAGAAACUGCAUUAGAAGAAGAAGAUAGUUCUUGGAUUGAGAAUAUCCCUCACCUUACACAACUCUGUUGGGAAGAUGUUCCAUUGAGUUGUAUGCCAUCUAAUUUCAACCCAAAAGAUCUGGAGUACCUUAAAUUGAGAGGUGGCAGGCUUAAGAAGAUAUGGGAAGGGGUCAAGUCGCUUGAAAAACUCAGGGGGAUGAAUUUGUCAGGAUGUGAAAGCCUCGUUGAAAUUCCAGAUCUUUCAAUGGUCAUCAACCUUAAGGGUUUGGAUCUCAAAAAUUGUAAAAGCUUGGUGAUGCUUCCUUCUUCAGUUUGGGAUCUCUACAAACUCAGUCACUUGAACAUGGAAGGGUGCACAUCGCUCGAGGUUCUACUACCAGUCGACAUCAACUUGGUUAAUCUUUUUGAACUCAAUCUUAGUGGAUGUUCAAAAUUGAGAGAUUUUCCUCGGAUUUCAACCGGCAUUAUUCAUCUCUAUCUAGAUGACACUGCGAUUGAAGAGAUUCCUUCCUGGAUUAAGAACAUGUCUCGUCUCAGGGAACUAACAAUGCGACGGUGCAAACAUUUAAAGAAUAUCUCCGCAGAGAUUUUUAAAUUUGAAAGUCUUUCGGCGGACUUUUCAGACUGUGGAGGAAUCACCACAAUCUGUGAUCACUUACCAAGAUGGCCACACUUUGAUAUCUUUAACUUUAUUUCUUUAUUUAGUUCUUUCAGAUUUCCGCAAGGGGCUUCUUUCAAGUUCUAUAAGUUCUUCAAUUUGGAUGGAGAUGCGCAAGAAAUCAUUAUACAAUCACACUCAAAGAUGGACAUUAUACCAGGUGGAGAAGUGCCUACGUAUUUCACACAUCGAGCUUGUGGAAGUUCCCUAAGUAUCCUUUUGCCUGAGAGCUCUCUUUCUCAAGAAUCUAUAAUUGUUAAAGCUUGCAUCGUAGUUGGAUCUUCACGCAACUUGUUGAGAGUUCGUCAGUCAUUUCGAGGCCAAAAACAAGAGUUUCUUUAUGGUCAUAAAGAUUACUCGUUCUUGUAUGAGAUGGAUCAUCUGGUUUUGCUCAAUUUAGAUUUACAAAUAAAUCGAGUGGCUAACUCGCCAUCUGAACUAAACAACAACGUUCUACUACUUGAGUUUUAUAACCGCCAUUAUGAUGAAUAUGUUGGAGGGUGUUCUUGCGGCAGCUAUGGCUGCCGCAAACAAAAUCCGACCCUUGAAGAGAUAAAAGGGUGCGGCGCACGAGUCAUGAAUAUCUCAGAAACAGACUUUAGAGAAAGUGAUGAAGAGAGCAGCAGAAGCAAGAAGAAUAUGCGGAUGACAGUUCAAGAAGAUUCCAACUCUAUGUACAUCCAAACUGAGGUGAAUUCUGGACUGGUGGCGAAUUUGGACCUUUUCAUGGGGCUGGUUGGAGCAUCUGGUGAUGAAGAAAGUGACAAAGAAAGUGAUGAAGAGAGCAACAACAGCGAUGACACGGAUGACAGUUCCAACAUCUCAAGAGCAUUUCAACUCUUUUUCCAUCCAAACUGCAGCGAAUUCUUGGCUCCCAAUUUGGACCUUCUCAUGGGGUUGGCUGGAGCAUCUGGUGAGGUAUCUUCUGGAAGAAAAAUGCCCUCACCUUCAAGGAACUUCUGUGGCGAUGCAUCAUCCUCUUUUCACCCGUGUCUUGGAGGUGAAUCUUUGCAUUUUGAAUAAUCGAAUAACAAAACAAGGGUACAUCCGAGGAGGAUCAUUCGUUUUCUCCACAGCUUAAUGAUUCUUUCACUCAUGGGCCUUGAGGGAGUUCAGAGGAGUCUCUUUGAAGCCCCCACAUCACCAUAAUCAUCAUCAUCAACCACACUCGACACUCCUCUCAAUCUUGAUCUUCAUCCUCAUUACAAGAAUUCAUUGUUCAUGUUCAUGUAGAAUUUUAGUGUAAAACAAUCACACAGUUUAUCAGCAAUAUAUCGCUCAGCGUCAAAGGCCGGG